Molecule: messenger RNA, 423 nt
Organism: Klebsormidium nitens
Lineage: Eukaryota; Viridiplantae; Streptophyta; Klebsormidiophyceae; Klebsormidiales; Klebsormidiaceae
Source: the annotation of a GenBank genome assembly
AUGAGGCCGCUGAACGACCUUCACUUACUCUUGGCGUCGGCCCCUGCAUCUUCGUCAUCCUCAGUUUCCCCUUCGUCUUCAGGGGGGAAAGAAGACGUCUCGUCUGCCACUGCCAGCGCCCCGGCAAGCAGCGCGCACGCAUGCAGCCGCCGCAAUGGUGUACCACGCCACUCCGCUGAAGAGCAUCCUUGGCACCACCCCAGUGUUGGCCGCCAGCAUCGUCUCCGAGAUCGGAUCAAGCAGUAUGAGGGCGACCUCGCCGCGCUGCGCAAGGAGGUGGCGUCGCUGUCCAAGGAGCUGCAGGCGGGCCGGCGGCAGUCCGCGUCGGUGCAGACCGACUUUGAGGGCCUCGCCUCGCAGCGGUCCGUCAGCAAAGAGAAGGAGCAGUACCUGUCGGGGCGGGGGCUGUGGCGGGAACGAUGA